This is a messenger RNA of Fopius arisanus, 2766 nucleotides long. It is a transcript of the gene Argk1, whose product is annotated as arginine kinase. Lineage: Eukaryota; Metazoa; Arthropoda; Insecta; Hymenoptera; Braconidae. Bases 660 to 1781 code for a protein of 373 amino acids. The transcript has 4 exons. Gene Ontology annotation, molecular function: creatine kinase activity. Gene Ontology annotation, biological process: phosphocreatine biosynthetic process. The record is from RefSeq and is a predicted model, not a curated record.
UCCCUACUACUCCUGCUUAGUGAUAGCGUAGAGACUGUAGUGUUCACAUCACUCAUCAAAAACACUCAACAAUAACGUAGAGGAAUUUUCCUUUCAUUUAUUCCGGCUGGAAAAUUGAUAUAUAGACACAAAACUCAUGUUCAUAUUAGGUUAAAUAUCUAUUAUUGAGAUUGAAUAAUUAUUCAGUGAAAAUAUUUCAAAACAAGGAAACAUCUAUUUUCUUAACUUUUAGGGAUCUGAAUCUGUUUCUGAGUAUUAACAAUUAUUAAUGAAUGGUAACAAGUAUUGAUCCUUUAUUUUGAAGCAUUUUUAUGAAAAACUGCGGGAAUUUUAGUAUAAAGUGACAAUUUUGAGUUUGGAGGAAGUGAGAAGUGCUGUGGAUUAUGUCAGUGAAGACACACCCCUUGCAAUUUUACUCGAGAUAUAGAUAGAAUGUUCAAAUUUUACUACCAAUCAAUGUAUGCAUGAAUGUCAUCACAGGUUGUCAUGGUUAUUUGAGGGAAUUCAAUUCUCUCGCAAUUGCAACAACGGAAAUCGAAUUUUUUUUUUUUAAUACUGCAUCUUCACUCUAUUCCAUUCAAUUUAGCUUUGUGAAUAAAUUGAGAGGAUUUCAAUAGUUUGUCUGUAUUUCAUUCCAAUUGGUGAAAAUAAUAGCAACGAUGGGUGGAUGCACCUCUAAGGAUACCGCAUCGAGCGAUGAUAAAAAGAAUACAAUGGUUGACCAAGCAGUGCUGGACAAACUUGAAGCAGGUUAUGCUAAGCUCGCUGCAUCUGACAGUAAGUCUCUGCUGAAGAAACAUCUUUCUAAGGAGAUUUUCGAUGCUCUCAAAACAAAGAAAACAUCAUUUGGAUCCACUCUUCUGGACUGCAUUCAAUCAGGGGUAGAGAAUCUUGACUCUGGAUUUGGUAUCUACGCUCCAGAUGCUGAGGCUUACAACGUUUUCGCUGAUAUUUUCGAUCCUAUGAUCGAGGAGUAUCACGGUGGAUUUAAAAAGACUGAUAAGCAUCCACCCAAGGACUUUGGUGAUGUAGAUACGCUUGGCAACCUUGAUCCAACUGGCGAGUAUAUUGUAUCAACUCGUGUAAGAUGCGGCCGCUCUCUAGAUGGCUACCCCUUCAAUCCCUGCUUGACUGAGGCCCAAUAUAAGGAAAUGGAAGAUAAAGUCUCUAGCACUCUUUCUGGUCUGGAAAAUGAACUCAAGGGUACCUUUUACCCACUCACAGGAAUGAGCAAAGAAGUUCAGCAGAAACUUAUUGAUGAUCACUUCUUGUUCAAAGAAGGCGAUCGCUUCCUCCAAGCAGCCAAUGCGUGCCGUUUCUGGCCUACUGGUCGUGGUAUUUAUCACAAUGAUGCCAAAACUUUUCUUGUUUGGUGUAAUGAAGAAGAUCAUCUUCGUAUUAUUUCUAUGCAGAUGGGAGGUGAUCUUGGCCAGGUCUAUCGUCGUCUCGUAACUGCGGUUAACGACAUUGAGAAACGUCUACCCUUUUCUCACGACAAUCGUCUUGGGUUCCUCACAUUUUGUCCCACCAACUUGGGAACAACGGUUCGAGCCUCAGUGCAUAUUAAAGUGCCAAAAUUGGCAGCCAACAAAGCCAAACUUGAAGAAGUCGCUGCUAAAUUCAAUCUCCAGGUUCGCGGAACUCGCGGUGAACAUACCGAGGCCGAGGGUGGUAUCUACGAUAUUUCGAAUAAACGACGUCUUGGUCUCACCGAAUAUCAAGCAGUCAAGGAGAUGCACGAUGGUAUCGCCGAGCUCAUUAAGAUUGAGAAAGAACUCUGAAUCUAUUAACGGACUCUACUCUUUAACGCAAAUUAUCCCCCUCCCCCUCCUUCAAUAUCCCGUAUACCGACUUUAACCAUGAAUGAAAAGGAAAAGAAACCAAAGGCUCGAAGACGAGACGUCGAUUCACCGUAGCUUCUCAUCAGCGAAAACAACGUAGUCUCAUUUCUUUCAGAGGCAUAAAAUCAAAAAAAUCAAAUCAAACAUUCAAGAUCUUGAGUAGUAAAUAAGACCGUCCGAUAAAGCAGAAACAAAAAAAUGUUUUUAUUAUUGCCAUAGCGACUCGAACUCGUCUCGUCUCACAGAAUUUUCCUCCGUUUUUUUAUUGGCGUCCCUACGUUCAUGGUUGCUUUUCGUAUCACAUUUGAUACGACUGUUUUGUUUGUCCAUAGCAUUCUUCAAGAUACAGAAAAAAAAAUCACAGGAUCAACUAUAUGGUUUAAAAAACCAUUCAAAAAUUGAAAAUUUAGAAAAAAACGAAAUAUAAAUUUGUUUGUCCUUUUACAUAAAUUUCUGAAUUUUCCGUGCAGUUUUUCUUAUGUUGGAUGAAAUUAUUAAAUAAAUAUCUCACACGAUUUCAAUAUUGUUUCAAGUUUGUUAUAAUUUCUUUCUAUGAUUUUAUUCGAGUUUAAUAUGGAAAAAAGUGUAUUUGUCCGUGUCCUAUCUCCUUCUGCCAAAAUGUAAGAAAGCAAUUGUGAUAUAUGAGUAGUUGCACAAUUUUACAACUUCUGAUGAAAAAAAAAGGUGCAGGUUUUGGCGAUCGCUCCUUUUACAUUAAGAUUUAUUGUUUUCUUUCUCGCUCCCUUUCAAUUCGGCAGAAAACAUAUAUUUCUUUUGCUAUAUAUAAUUAUUUUGGCAUCAUUUGGAAUUGAAAGCACAUCGGAACGAAUUAGAUGAAAUUUUUCCGCAAAGCACAAUUGAAAUGGCACAGAUGUAUCACAUGCAAGUUUAGAGAAUAAAAAAAAUCACAAAUAAUAAAACUUUA